Messenger RNA from Bombus impatiens (common eastern bumble bee), 7868 nucleotides. RefSeq names its product serine/threonine-protein kinase atr. Gene Ontology annotation, biological process: DNA damage checkpoint signaling; protein phosphorylation; telomere maintenance. The record is from RefSeq and is a predicted model, not a curated record. The transcript has 39 exons. Gene Ontology annotation, cellular component: nucleus. Gene Ontology annotation, molecular function: protein binding; protein serine/threonine kinase activity. The coding region runs from base 1 to 7479 and encodes 2492 amino acids. NCBI's taxonomy places the organism in Eukaryota, Metazoa, Arthropoda, Insecta, Hymenoptera, Apidae.
AUGGAAGUACAUGAUAACUCAAUUAUUCUUCAAACUAGUACCAGUAAUGUGACAGUGGCAGAUUCGGUAUGGAAAUUCAUUAAUAGUCCUAUAAUUGCAAUAUUUUCUGAUUUAAAAAAUGCAACUGCCAAACAAAUGCUUUGUUCUUUAUUGGAGUCAAUAAUUAAAAGUUCAGCUACUCUGACAACAGUUUUAAUUCCACCUUUCAGCAAUGGAAUGCAAAAUGAAACGCUAAAAUGUCAAUAUACUGCAUUUACCACCUGGUUGUUUGGUGUUAUGUUUCACCUAGUUGGAAAUCCUUUAAGUAAUGAAGUUCUUAGCAACAGCAUAGAGAUACAAGCUUGUAUGCUUAGAAUAUUAUCUAGACAUCAUAUUACAAUGUUUGAAACGAUUAGUAAUGAAUAUAUAAACAUUCUUCAAGAAAUAUCAGAAUUUUACAAAAUCAGUGGAGAAGAAGAUACAAUUGUAUUGAACAAAUUUCAUACAGAAAAAGAUAUUAUAAAAAAUUUGGAUUUACAAGCAUUUCCUGUUACAAUAAAAUACUGUGAUAUACCACAAGUGCAAACAUCUAUAAUUAAAAUUAUAGAAAGGACAGGAGUUUCUGUUUGGAAUCAUAAAAUACUCUUUGAAAAAGUAUUAAAUAUAAUCAUGAUAUCUGUUCCAAAUGUAAAAUUUAUAGCAUUAAAUCUUUGUAUAAAAUUAAUGAAAUUUUCAUUACUUAGUAAACAGGAACAUGAAAAUUUGAUACUCUAUGUUAUUGAGAUUAUUAAGUUACUUCCUACGUGGUUAAACUUAUAUGAAGUAUCAGAGAACCAAUUGAAUAAAUUUUUAUGGGCAUCUAUUGAACUUAUUCGGUCUUUAUCAAUAUCUUCAAACAGCAUUGAACUCUGCUUUCAAAUCAUUGAUUUUACAGUUAAUGAAAUGAAAUGUCGAGAUACUAAUCUUAAUGCUGUAGAAGAAAUACAAAAAGUAGCGUGUAGCAAGAUUCAGCAAUAUUUUAUCAUGAGACCAAGGAUUUGUAGUCUUUCUGAAACAGAAAAAUUUAUUUCAUAUUUUGAAUAUUGUCCGGAUUUUAUUAUAAUUUUUAUUCAUUGUGUACUUAUUGAUAUCAAACACACAGUUAGUGCAAAUGCUUCAGUGAAUAAUAUAUGUAAUUCAUGGAAUUUAUUAAAAAAAGAGUUAAUAACUGCAACACAAAAGGAAAGGUUUAAAACAUCCAUGUAUAUCUUAAAAGCCUCACAUAUUUUACAAUCAUGGUUGAAAGAACUACAGUUAACAACAAAUUUGUAUACACAUGAGUUAAAUUAUGUUUUGAAGGUAUUAUUAAAAAAUCUAAAUUCUGGGCUACAUCAGCAAAAAGAUAUUAUUUUCGAAUGUCUAAUAUAUAUGAUAGCACAUAAUGAAUCAGAUAAAGAUUUAAUUCAGAAAAUAUUAACAUUACCAUUUAUACAAAAUAUUGAAAUUCCUGUGGAUAUACUCAAUAAUCAUGCAAAAGAAAUUGCUAAAUCUCUUAAUACUAAUACAAUGUUAAAAUGUCUCGAAGCUUUAUGUGAACAUGGUACUGGAAUGGAACGAUUAAAGCUAUUAAAUACAUGUAUAGUAGGUUACCAAACUGAGAUAGCAGCAGGAGCAGUAUUGAAUAGUGUACUACUUUUAAAGAGCGAAGGAGUACAAUUGGGAAGUAUUUCAAGAUAUGUUCUUCAACCUGCAUUACAUUCAAAAGAACAGAAAGUGCAUGAAAUGCUUGUAAUUACAUUGAGUAAAAUAUGCUGUUAUUUGUCAAAAUGUGGAAGUUUCAAAAGAGGAUCUGAUAAUACAACAUGGACAUUAAAGUGCAAAUAUUGUAAUGAUAUAUCUGAAAACAAUAUAAAUUCUAAUGCUUAUAUCUUGGAAGAAUACGAUCAUCUUCUUCGUCCAUAUUUUAGUUUAUUAUCUUCAAAUUUUGUUUCAGUACGUUUGAAAAUCUCUGAAAAUAUUCUUUCUUUUUCAAAUCACAUUAUGUCCUUUAACAAUAACAAAGUAGCAAAAAUGUGGUUUUUAUAUAUAGAAGAUGAAAAUCCUGCUAUCCGUUUCAAUAUUGCUACAGCAAUAAAAAGACUAUUAUUGAAUAAAAUAGGCAUCGUGUCAAAAUUUACUAUGACUAUUGAAGAUGAUGUACCUGUUUGUUUAGACGAAUUUGUUGGAUCACUUAUAAAUACCAUAGUACGAGCACUUAUGAAAGCUUUAACAGAUGCAAACCAUGAGUUGCAUGAUACUUUACUUAUUACUGCAAGAAAUUGUGGAUGUGUUCCAUUGUAUAUAAUUGAAAGGCAAAUUUUGAAUAUAUUUUUAAUUACUAUAUUGCACUCAACAUCAUCUUCAGCAGCAGUAGCUUUUGCAACUACCGCAUAUCAUGAUAUUGCUAAAUUCUUAAACGUUUCUCCAAAAGUUUUAUACAUUAGAUAUAAAAAAGAUUUUCUCAAGCUCAUAAUACAAUGUGCAGUUCAUAACUUUAUGCAUUAUUCUUACAAUAUGGCUACAUCUAUACACCGUGUUGCAAAAUGUAUUGGUUACGAAGGAUCACGCCAGUUACUAUGCAAAGAUGGACAUUACGCAGUUUGUUUUUUACUUCCUUUUAUUAUUGAUGUGCCAAAUGCAAGAACUCUUUUGCAUGACAUAGCUGAAUUAACCAGUAUGGAUGAGAAACAAAUGUUAAAAGAAUAUUUUCCUUACAUUUGCAGUUAUGCAUUUCUGAAUAUGCCUCUUGCUACUGCUACGGAAUGUUUAAGAUUAGUUUCGAAAAUUACGCAGACGAAUUUAUCACUUUUAACAAGACAAUCAUUUAUGGGCAUAUUUGAAGAACUAAUAUUAAACUUUCAUGAGUCUCCUAAGAAAAUAGUUGGAUUAUUAAAAAUUAUAUCUGAUUAUGAUAGUAAUGCAGAUAAAAAUUACGUUACACAUAAAGGAAUUGAAUCUUAUUUGAAUUUACGUUUACACGGCAUAUUAGUUAAUUUUGAUAUAAAGCUUGGAUUAAAAUCGGACGAACAUACACAGCAGUCAGCACUUGCUUCAUUAGCUGCACUAAUGGAGUAUAUGGGUGCACAAUAUUUGACACCGCUGAGGUAUAAGAUUUUGGCGACACUACGAACUUCGCUAGGAUUUAAAAGACCAGGAUUUAGACCUCUUGUUUGUGAUGCAUGGAAUGCAUUUAUUCAUAAUAUAGCUAUUAAAGAACUUGGUCCAUUGUUACCAACGAUAUAUGUUUCAUUAAUAUCGUUAUUAAAUAUGUAUCGAGAAAAAAUAAUUACAAUGCUAAUGUUCCUACUUAUUAAAUGUAAUGAAGAAUGUCCAGAACAUAUUGCAGAAUUGUUUUUUAUAGAUGAUAUUGAAGUACCUGUUGAAAUGUCAAACAUAAUUAAAGCACGAAUUUUACAAACUAGGCCUAAAGGAUUUGAAGAGAAUUUAAAAUUAUGGCUUAAACGAAUUACGCAUGAAACGGACGAAGUAAUAAUCAGAGCUUUGAUGUAUUUACAAAAAUUUUUAGCUGAAAAUCGUAGUCAACUGAAUGAAAUGAUUUUGAGUGAAACAAAUAUCCAUCCAUUGAUUGUUGAUUUAUUAUACACAUUAUUAAUCGGAUGUCAACAUAAAGAUGAAUCUAUCCGUCUAUUAUAUGGCGAAUGUUUAGGAGAAUUAGGAGCUAUUGAACCAAGUCUUCUCCCUCGUAGAAUUAUUUCUAGAGUUGACAGUAAAUUUAUUUCUGAUAUGAAUGAAGAAUUUGCUUGUGCUAUACUUUUUGAGCAUGUUCGGGCGUUUCAAAUGCAGAAAAGUAGUCAGAGUAUGGAUUGUUUCUCACUUGCUAUUCAAGAAAUUUUAAGAACAUAUGAUAUUUCGCCCCAAGGGAAAAACAGUGAACUAUGGAAUAGUUUACCAGUGACUAUGAAACAGAUCAUUACCCCAUUUUUAACUUCACAUUACAAGAUUGCAACUAUCAGUGAUGACAAAACGUUUCCUCAUCCUAUUUAUGGUUCUGAAGCUGGUUCCUCUGUAGAAAACUGGGCAUAUAAUUGGUUUUGUAAUAUGUUUAGUAAUAUCCACGAUGAAUCUCUUAAUAAUGUAUUACGAGCAUGUAAAUUAGCACUCAAGCGUGAUAUAAAAAUAUUAACAUUUUGUUUACCCCAUGUUGUUGCGUAUAUAAUAACAAAUAGUACUACACAAGAGCACGCAAAAAUACGAGAAGAAAUAUUAACAAUUAUCGAUGUUAGAAAAAAACCUACACUUGAUCCUGAACUAUCACGUCAUAGACCUCUUAGACAUGGACAUAGAAUAAAAGCAGAUGAUGCCAGAAUUUCCGAAGAAACUAGGCGUACACGUUGUGCACAGAUCAUAUUUUCAGUAUUAGAUCAUUUGCAAAGAUGGCUUUGGGAACAACGAUUGGUUCGAAAUCACAAGUAUGAAGCUUUAAAGAACUUUUGUGAAACAUUAAAUGCAUUAGUAGUGGCAGAAGGAUGUUAUCAAUUUCAGGAAUAUCAUAGAGCACUAAUGUAUUUAGAACAACACAUGGCUUCUUCUAAUAAGGGAUUAUCAGAAGCAUUGGAGGGUGGAUUACUUGCUAAAAUAUAUGCACAACUGGAUGAACCAGAUGGCAUAUCUGGCAUAUUAGCUACACAGGAUCAUACUCCUACAGUUCAACAACUAGUUUUAGCUCAUGAAGUCAAUGGGCAACUUCAGGAUGCUGCUACCUGUUAUGAAAGAUUGGCACAGAAAAAAACUUUGAAGCAUACAUAUUUACAAGGAAUGAUCCAGUGUUAUCUUGGUCUCGAUCAACCUUUUACAGCAAAACAUAUCACUGAAGGAGUCUUAAGUAACAGAUCAGAGUUAGAGCCAUUAAUGAUUGAACACGAGCCGUUUUGGAGAUUAGCUCAUUUCAUAAGAUUUGAUGACACUUCCCAAAAAAAUAUAAAACAUAUACUACUUGAAGAUCUUAAGAAAGGUAUUAAACCAGAUUUAUCAUCCUUAAAAAAGAAUCUGGUAUCAUUGUUAGAAGAUGCAUCACGGCCAGGAGCUUAUCAACAAAGCUAUUCUUACAUUAUGAAGUUACAUAUAUUAAAUGAAUUUGAUAAAGCAGUUGCUACUAUGCUGACUGAUAUGGGAAAAUUACCAAUGAUAUUCGAAGAAUGGGAGAAACGUGGUCGACUUGUCCGCGCUUCACGAGGAGUAGAAUUUGUGUUGAGUAUGCGUAGAGCUACACUAGAUUUGGCACUUCAAUUACAGAGAGAAAUUGAAAACAAAGAAAAUUCUGUAUUAAAACAAGAAAUUGGCAAGAUUUGGCUUAAGAGUGCGAAGAUUGCGAGAAAGAGUGGAUUACAUCAACAAGCAUAUAUGUAUAUUUUGUCUGCCAGUGAUUCUUGUCCUCCACAACAACUUUAUAUAGAACAAGCACAAUUAUAUUGGCAAAAGGGCUGUCAAGAAGACGCUUUUAUAACCCUAAAACGUUGUUUCUCCAGUUGUUUUCGUCCAGCUAUGCACUACAAAAAUUUGCCAACAGGCGAAUCUUUAGAAGAAAGGAAACAAUGUGCAAAGGCAAAACUUUUAUAUGCAAAAUAUAAUGAUGAAACAGUUAAUGUAGAUACCGAUGCUAAUAUUAUAAAUUACAAAGAAGCUAUUGAAGUUUGGAGAGAAUGGGAAAAAAGUUUACUGUUUUGUGCACAGUACUAUGAAUCUGUUAUAGAUAGAAUGUCUGAUGAAGAGAAAGAUUCAAUGGGACGAGAUUUACAAGUGCAUACCAUGAAUUAUUAUGGGAAGUCACUUCAAUAUGGUUGUAAGUACAUUCAUCAAUCUAUGCCGAGAAUGUUGACUAUAUGGUUAGAUUUCGCUUCGCGUGCAACAUCACGAUCUGACAGUCUUAAUGAUGGGGAACAAGAAAAAUUUCGACGAGACGCAUUAUUAAAAAUGUCAAAAAUCAUGGAAGUGUAUCAUGAAAGACUACCAAUAUUCAUGUGGCUAACUGCAUUUAGCCAACUUGUAUCACGAAUAUGUCAUCCUUCUCUUGAGGUGCAAAAGACUAUCUGUACCAUAUUAGUAAAACUAAUUCAUGCUUAUCCCCAACAUAGUUUAUGGAUGAUGGCAUCAGUUAUUAAUUCUUCAUAUCCUGCACGACAAAGACGUUGCCAAGAAAUUCUUAGUCAUCCUAAACUUAAAACGCCAGAAAUGACCAAACUUAUUACAGAUUUUCAUAAAUUAUGGGAGCGAUUAAUUGAAUUAUCAAAUAAAGCAAUACCAGAAGGUGUUAUGAAUACGACGAUAAAUCUCUUGUCACGGAAUCUUCCCCGUUUACUUUCAAGCAAGGAAUUUAGUCCAAUAAUGAUACCAACGACCAAAUUUAGACAACUGCAUCUGCCGUCUAAGGGCAUGUCGUUAGAAAAUUAUAAUGCCUUUUCUUCAAAUUGGAUUCAUAUAUCCGGAAUAGAAGAUAAUGUAGCUGUUAUGCCAUCUCUUCAAAGACCGCGGCGUAUUACGUUAAAAGGGUCGGAUGGUAAAGAUUAUCUAUUUAUGUGUAAGCCAAAAGAUGAUUUACGAAGAGACUUCAGAUUAAUGGAAUUCAAUGAUAUUGUAAAUAAAUAUCUUCAAAAUGAUCCAGAAUCUCGACAAAGAAGAUUGUAUAUACGGACAUAUAGCGUUGUACCUCUGAAUGAAGAAUGCGGUUUAGUAGAAUGGGUACCGAAUUUAGUUGGGUUUAGACCCAUUAUUAUAAGUUUGUAUAAAGAAAGAGGUAUUGCAAUUUCGAAUAGAGAACUUAGAAGCAUAUUAUGCUCGUUAAAAGAUCCAUUGGAGAAGAAAAAGAAGGUGUUUCUACAACAACUUCUUCCGCGUCAUCCAUCAGUACUCGGAGAUUGGUUUCGUCUUACAUUCCCUGAUCCAUAUGGGUGGUAUGAAGCACGUACUGCCUAUAUUAGAACUACAGCAGUAAUGUCUAUGGUGGGAUAUAUUCUUGGCCUUGGAGAUCGUCAUGGAGAAAAUAUAUUAUUUGAUUCUAAAUGUGGAGAUUGUGUACACGUAGAUUUUAAUUGUUUGUUUAAUAGGGGAGAAUUGUUUGAGUGGCCAGAACGUGUACCAUUUCGUUUAACGCAUAAUAUGGUAGAUGCUAUGGGACCAUUAAAAAUUGAGGGACCGUUUAGGCGCGCUUGUGAAAUAACUAUGAGGGUUCUCCGACAACAAAGUAGCACAUUAUUAAGUGUAUUAACACCAUUUGUAUAUGACCCACUUGUAAGCUGGAAUAAGAAUCAUAUUAGUGAAGGUGGUGAGAAAACAAAUGAAAAAGCUGUGGAACAUAUAAAAAAUAUAGAACAACGACUCAAAGGUUUAAUUCGGUAUCAUGGAAAAAAAUUAGAGAAUAUUGCUUUAAAUCUUAGUGUUGAGGGACAAACUAAUCAGUUGAUUUUAGAAGCAACUAAUGUAGAUAAUCUUUGUCAAAUGUACUUUGGAUGGGGCGCAUACAUGUAAAGAAUAUUACGAUUUAUUAAGUAUUUAAUAAUUUAAUGUUUAUACAUCAACUGAUUAUUAGUAAAUUGAAACUAUACAAACCAGUUCCUAGACUAAGAUUCUGAAUUAAAGCUCUGAAGCAUCAUAAAAUAUGAAAAUGCAGUACUGAGUAUCUGUAAAUAUAUGUAAAUGGUCAAAUAAUUGUUAUUAUCUCGGUAAUAUUAUGCUAACGAAAAUUUUACAUAUUUUUUUAGAUAAAUAUGUGAUGAAACUUUUACCGCUGUAAAAUUUUCCAAAUGCAUUAUGUAUAAUUUUCCUGCUGUAAUAUAACUAGGUCUUUGAGAACGCACAAUGAUCAUACACAAUUCAUCUUUAAUAAAAGUUGCUAAUUGAGACCAUUGUAUGGAAUA